Messenger RNA from Auanema sp. JU1783, 1602 nucleotides. Lineage: Eukaryota; Metazoa; Nematoda; Chromadorea; Rhabditida; Rhabditidae. The record is from the annotation of a GenBank genome assembly.
AUGGGUUUGAUAAACAAUAUCAAACUAAUUGAGAGAAUAUCUCUCAUCUCAAUACGCAGAACAUCAUUAUUAAAUUAUUCUUCUGCAGCUUCAUCGACAGCUGAUAAAAAAGAUAAGCUCCAGGAAAUAGAUCCACUGAAAGAAUAUACUCCAUUUGGAGGAAUACGGAAAAAAACUGAUAUAUGGCAUUAUACUGAUAGAAAAGUGGCUCCUGGCUACUCGAAUUAUUCUUCUAAUAUCUAUCAGCAUCGACCAUAUAUAUGGCCACCACUCAGAAAACUCUAUAAGUUCAACUAUUAUAUUGUAGGAGCUAUAUUUUUCUUCCUUUGUUGGGAUUACGAAUGGCUCAGUCAACAGUUCGCAAAAGCAACAAAUUCUUUCAAACCUUCAGCCUCACAAUUGAAUACAUCUGAGGAAUCAAAAAAAGAAGAAGAAAAUGUUGAUAGCAAACCUGAGAAACCGAUUACUAAGAAAGUAGGCUUCCGUGAACGCCGAGUUGUUGAAUAUGAAGACAGACUGCGAAUGUACUCUACUCCGGAUAAAAUCUUCCGCUAUUUCGCUACAUUGAAGGUCAAUGAUAAAAAUGAUGACAGUGGUCGAACGUAUGAAGUUUUCAUGCUUCCUGAAGACUUUCUGCGUUCAUUAACUCCUGGAGUAAUGCAACCAAGGCGACUAGGCUUGGACAGUUAUAGAGUCUAUCAACCUGAGAAACAUCACCAUAACUUUUCUGAUGAAUCAAGUAUUUUUUACAAGUUGGGAGAAAAUGGAUUAAUCAGUUUUAGCGAUUACUUAUUCUUGAUGACUUUACUAUGCACUUCUCCCAAUGAUUUCGCUCUUGCAUUCAAAAUUUUUGAUGUGAACGGAGAUGGCGAGUUGGAUAAAGCAGAGUUCGAAAGAGUGAAGAUGCUCAUUAUGUCUCAGACAACUGUUGGUCAAAGACACCGCGAUCAUGUAACUCCUAAUUUCUCGUACAGAGCAGAAGCUAAUUCCGGCCUUGAAGCGUACUUCUUUGGUAAGGACGGAAACAGGAAGCUAUCAGCUGAGAAGUUCCUGGAAUUUCAAAGAGCUUUACACGAGGACAUUCUGAAAAUGGAGUUUGCAAGAAGACAUGAGCUAGAUGGUGAAAAUGGCUUAAUUUCAGAGGAAAGCUUUGCUCAACAUUUGCUUCUUCAUGCGCAGAUUCCGGAGAAAAGGCAGAAGCUUAUGUUGAAGAGGAUUCGACGUAAGUUCAAAGAAGGUCCUGGUGUGUCCUACGAAGAAGUUUCAAGCUUCUUCAAGUUCUUGUACCAUAUCGAUGAUGUCGACAUGGCGCUUCACUUUCACCGCAUGGCCGGAUUGGCUGUCGAGGGAACAAUGUUCAAAAGAGUUGCGAGUAUGGUAGCACAUGUGGAAUUGAGCGAUCAUAUUGUAGAUGUUGUAAUUACUCUUUUCGAUGAUAAUCAGGAUGGGAAACUCUCAAAUGACGAAAUGAUAGCAGUCAUGAGAAGGCGUUUGAGAAGAGGCUUAGAGAGACCGAAAGAUACUGGAUUGUUUCGCCUUUUCGACGGGUUGCAAAAUUGCACGAAAAGAGCUCUUCAAGCUAGCUCUUUUCCAUUUUCAUAG